AUGUCCUCGCAGUCCGGAAUAGUGCCUUCAGCGGAGGUAGUUGUGCAGGUGCACGACUUUGUGGCGUCCGAAGGUCGUGCGCUCACGUUGACGAUCGAUGCAUCGAGUUUGUCUGUCGACGUCGGGGCCACGACCAAGGCCACGGCCGACCUGGACGCCGACCUUGAUGCAAUUGCGUCACAGCAGCUCUCGGACGUUGAAUGCCAGUAUCUUCUUCUUCGGUACGGCAACGGCGGGAAGCUGGCGUUUAUUUCGUAUGUGCCGGACAACGCCUCGGUGCGCUACAAGAUGUUGUACGCCAGCAGCAAAAACACGUUGUUGCGGUCGCUCGGAGGUGAGCUCUUUGACCCUAUCCUCUUUGUGAACAGUGCAGACGAGCUGACUGCGGCUGGCUGGAGGAAGAUUGUGCACAGCAUGGACGGUGCCGUCCCGUUGACGGAGUCGGAGCAGAACUUGCGGGACGUACGGGAGAAGGAGCUGUAUCUGAACAGCUCGAAAGCGAGCCACAGUGGCCAGUUGGUGAGUGACUCCAGCAAUGCCUUGCUUUUUCAGAUCGACCCGGCUCUUGAGCCGCUGCUCGCCGCAGGCUCUGCGUCGCCGGCUUCCCUUAUCAGCCUGGAGAUCUCGGAGGAGGUGCUCAAGCUUAUCGACAGCGCCGACAGUGUCGCCGUGGAGGAUUUGGUCGACCGUGUUCAGCCCAUUUCCGGGCCCUCCUACCACCUCUACACGGCCGAUACGGGCGCUUGCUUCUUCAUCCUCACUUGUCCGUCCGGCUCAAAGGUGAGGGAGCGCAUGCUGUACGCCGCCAACAAGCAGGGGCUUCUCAAUCAUUUGAAGAGCAACGGCUGGGAGUUUUCCAAGGUCGUCGAGGCCGGCGACGCCGACGAGAUCGAGCUGUCAGAGCUUCAGACAGCCGCCGGAGGUGAUUCAGGUGCAACAGCUCCCGAUACCGCUGGCCCGGGCGGCUCCGCCAGGCUGAGGUUUGCGAAGCCAAAGGGCCCACGCAGACGCUGA
Pichia membranifaciens NRRL Y-2026 is the source of this 1014-nucleotide messenger RNA. RefSeq lists its product as hypothetical. The coding region runs from base 1 to 1014 and encodes 337 amino acids. Gene Ontology annotation, cellular component: actin filament; cytoplasm. Lineage: Eukaryota; Fungi; Ascomycota; Pichiomycetes; Pichiales; Pichiaceae. Gene Ontology annotation, molecular function: actin monomer binding; actin filament binding. The transcript has a single exon. The record is from RefSeq and is a predicted model, not a curated record. Gene Ontology annotation, biological process: actin filament depolymerization; barbed-end actin filament capping.